Haplochromis burtoni (Burton's mouthbrooder) is the source of this 2284-nucleotide messenger RNA. It is a transcript of the gene neu4, whose product is annotated as sialidase 4. NCBI's taxonomy places the organism in Eukaryota, Metazoa, Chordata, Actinopteri, Cichliformes, Cichlidae. The transcript is spliced from 3 exons. Gene Ontology annotation, cellular component: membrane; lysosome; cytoplasm. The record is from RefSeq and is a predicted model, not a curated record. Gene Ontology annotation, biological process: ganglioside catabolic process; oligosaccharide catabolic process. Gene Ontology annotation, molecular function: exo-alpha-sialidase activity. Bases 1 to 1497 code for a protein of 498 amino acids.
AUGAGGUCGCCAUAUUUUCCAGCCAGAUCUGUGCUUUUCCACAAGGAGCCGAACGGAGUGACGUACAGAGUCCCAGCUCUGCUCUACCUGCCCCGCUCCAGAUCCUUUCUGGCUUUCUGUGAGGAGAGGCUCAGCCCGUCCGACUCUCAGGCUCACCUGCUGGUCGUGAGGAAAGGCACUUUCUACAGGAGCUAUGUGGAAUGGGAGGACAUCCGUGUUCUGGGCACUGCUUUCCUGCCAGGCCACCGAUCCAUGAACCCGUGCCCGGUCUACGAUGAGUUCACGGGCACUCUCUUUCUGUUCUUCAUCGCUGUUCUGGGUCACACCUCAGAGUCCUACCAGCUGGUGACAGGGAAGAACGUGACCAGACUGUGCUACGUCUCCAGCACUGAUGAUGGCGACACCUGGAGUCCCGUCACCGACCUCACCAAGAAGGUCAUAGGAGACACUAUUAAAGAAUGGGCCACCUUCGCUCUCGGCCCGGGCCACGGCAUCCAGCUGAAGUCAGGCCGUUUGCUCAUUCCUGCCUACGCCUACCACAUCGAGUGCAAAGAGUGCUUCGGCCACCUCUGCCAGACCACUCCCCACUCAUUCUGCUUUCACAGUGACACCCACGGGAGAACCUGGCGCUUUGGAGAGGCGGUCCCAGGACCAGAGACCGUGGAGUGUCAGAUGGUGUCUGUGGACGAAGAGGAUGGGACUAACGUGUUAUACUGUAAUGCUCGAAGCCCUCUCGGGUACAGAGUGCAGGCCCUCAGUCUGGAUGAUGGAGCCGUGUUUCAGGAGGGGCAGCUGGUGCAGCGGUUGGUGGAGCCUCAAAAUGGUUGUCAUGGGAGUAUUAUUGGAUUUCCUGCCCCGUUAAAUCUGUGUCAGAGUCUUAACAACGAUUUACAGCGACCUGUACGGCUCUCCAGACACUGGACAUCCUGCACCACAGAGUCCAGUCUCUCCAAGUCGAGUACCAGCUCUGUAGCCUUUUCAGUGUCAGCAAACAGCUCCAGCACCACCAGCUCCAUCCCACCUCCUCAUGAAGCCCCUCCGGAUUUCCUGACUCCUACGUGGGUAGUAUAUUCCCACCCAACAUGGACGACUGCACGCAAAAACCUGGGCUUGUUCCUCAGCCUUUUCCCCCGUGAUCCAGACAGCUGGCGUGGCCCCUGGGUGAUCUAUGAUGGGCCGAGCGCAUACUCUGACCUGGCCUACCUGGAGCUGUCACCCUCACCUGGAGCCCCACCUGCUGUGGCCUUCGCCUGCCUGUUUGAGUGUGGUACCAAAACAGCUUACGACGAAAUCUGCUUCAGCAUCUUCACCCUCUACGAGCUCAUCGAUAAUCUGCCCCGGGACGUCUGGCUGGAAACAAACAACGAAGGACACAGAAAACGGCAGGGGAGGAGCUCUAGACAUGAUGCUCAAAGUGCAGAAGUUUCCCAACAGGUGACUCCUGUGAAGAAGAGGAGGAAGAAGAGCAAGCUGGCUGAGAUGUGCUCUGUGUCUUAAUGUAGAUUUUAAACUUGUGAUACAAGUCGUCCAUUAACUGGUUCCUAUAUUAUGCUUCACUUAUUUGGACCUGUGCAGACUGAAAUGUUCUCAGAUUUCAUAAAAUUCAGAUUUUGACACAAAUAUAGAGCUAACACUUCACUGAAGCACCUCAGGUCUGCAAAAGGAAGAUAAAACUCUAAAGACAUCGCUCAGUUUUCCCCAUCCCUCCACCACUGUGGUCACAGCUGGCAAGAGGUUUCUGGGUUUUGUCCCAACGUGGUGCUUUAUGUGCAUUAUGAUCAAACAUCUCCAUCUGUACAAAGCACAUUGUUCUUGUUCUUAUUCAGAUGCAGCUUUGCAAACCUAAGCUGUGCUGCCUUCUUUUUAGAAGCAAGAGACUUCUGGAAACCCUUCCAACCAAGCUGUAUUGUACUUGUUCAGUCUUUUUCUAAUUAUGCUAUUAUGAACUUUAACAUACCAACUGAGGCCUGUUGAGUCUGAGCAGUAGCUCAGUGUCUCAGGUCAUAACUGUCACUUGGAUAAAAAGUAAACAUUCAAGUUCACAGAGGAAAAGAAUUCAGGACUGAGCUGAAGUGUUGGACAGACACUGAGAAGGUGGAGCACUCGCUGAGCUUCUGUCCACCAUAUUUUCCAUCACAUCGUGCACACAAGUGACAAAAUAGAUUUUUCUGAUGUGUCACGUUUUAAUUUGAAGGCGUGCAAUAAAAAUCUUUCACUUCCUAAAGUAUUGUGUUGUUUUUGUUGCAAUCUUCCCAGAACCAGACAUUUUCCUUUGCUGUCCGGU